AUGUUCAAAGAAGAUAAAUACCCAGAGGACUACAAAAAAUCAAGUACAAUACUUAUAUUCAAAAAGGGAGAUGAAGACAGAAUCGAGAAUUAUAGACCGAUAAGUCUAAUGCCCCCUCUAUACAAGAUUAUAGCUGGAACUUUGGCUGAAAGAAUCAAGAAGAAGAUCACAACAACGCUGGCCAAGGAACAGUUUGCCUAUCGUAGCGAAGUCUCAACGAUAAAUCCGCUCUACAUAGUGAAACAGGUAGUGGAGAAGGCGUAG
This is a messenger RNA of Bursaphelenchus okinawaensis, 264 nucleotides long. Lineage: Eukaryota; Metazoa; Nematoda; Chromadorea; Rhabditida; Aphelenchoididae. The record is from the annotation of a GenBank genome assembly.